Messenger RNA from Drosophila serrata, 586 nucleotides. Its product is annotated as translation machinery-associated protein 7 homolog pseudogene. NCBI's taxonomy places the organism in Eukaryota, Metazoa, Arthropoda, Insecta, Diptera, Drosophilidae. The record is from RefSeq and is a predicted model, not a curated record.
GUAAAAAUGUAAACAAAGCAGGCAUUAAAUCAAUGUCUUAAAGUCUCUACAUAAAAUUUUGAAAUACUCUUCAAAUACCUAAACAACAGUCAAUUAUUACCUCUUAAAAAUGUCUGGACGCGAGGGCGGUAAGAAAAAGCCUUUAAAAGCCCCCAAGAAGGACACCAAGGACCUAGACGAGGAUGACAUGGCCUUCAAGCAGAAACAAAAAGAACAGGCAAAGGCCAUGGAUGCGGCCAAGGCAAAUGCCUCCAAAAAAGGACCUCUUGUAGGCGGUGGUAUUAAGAAGUCGGGCAAGAAGUAAAAUAUAAAUAAUAUGCAAGAUUUCGGAUACUGAAAGUAUCCCAAAAAUAUGGCACCAACUUUCAUAUUUACAAAGUCAAAAACGAACUGACCACUUGCUGGCACGUUUUACAAAUUAAUAAUUUCUUGGACUUGCCAAUGCCCUUUGUUCAUUUUAAAAAUUCAAUUUCAUAUUGUGUCAAUUUGUUCAUUUGAAUGCCCUCAAAAAGGUGUGAUUAAUGUCCCCCUCAAAAAAAGGCGAAUAAAAACAGGAGAGCAUUCCUUUGAAGUUCUGCAGACGGCA